This is a messenger RNA of Sphaeroforma arctica JP610, 837 nucleotides long. RefSeq lists its product as hypothetical. The transcript is spliced from 2 exons. NCBI's taxonomy places the organism in Eukaryota, Ichthyosporea, Ichthyophonida. The coding region runs from base 1 to 837 and encodes 278 amino acids. The record is from RefSeq and is a predicted model, not a curated record.
AUGGAAUGCCCACGAUUAUUGCAGAAUUCACAAUUCCCUGUCGAUAUAGCUGCAUGCGCACCGUGCACAAUGGUUGAUGGGUCACUUUCAUCUGGAUCCAAUGCGACGAGGUACGUGGUGAGCUCAUCAUACGACAUGACCAUCAUAGCGGGUGUCUUCAACGCCCCCAGUGCCAAGGGGUACCUUCUGAAAUCCAUAGAAGGGAAGAAUGCUGGGAGGUCCGCAGUAUCACUGAGUAGGUCCGCUUCAAAUUCCAAUAGCUCGGUGAGGUAUGGUGUCUGGCCCAUGGUGAGGGGAGAGACACCUUCGCCUUCAUCCUCUGGGGCCGGUUCACGAGCGGGUGCAUACUCGUCACUCGUGAAGUUCGGUGGUAAGAGAGGCACCGAUUGUUGUGGAAGUAUCACAUUCUACUGCGACAUGUCUGUGUCCGCAGUGUGGACGUUCGCAGCGAGAGGGAGGGGGUCUUUCAUCUCGGGAGGUACUGGUUCCUCCGCCACAAGGGGAUGCGGGUCAUCAAGGGGCGGUCAGUUAGUCGCCAGCGGGUUUAAAAUAGUGCGUCCACGAUCAGUAGGUCCUCACCGGAUCCGAUCGAGUUCAAUCCAGGUGAAAAGGAAAUCCUGUCCAGGAGUUGCUACCGGGGUUAAUUGUGGUGGUGCCACUAUUGGUGGGUCAAGGUCCACCACUGGUGGGUCCGGAGUGGGCAUUUCAUGCUCGCACGAGUGUGAGGAGGCCGCAAAACACGAGAUGCUGUGGUACUCAUGGCUCAAGUGGCGCAUAGAAGGAGGGGCAGAGACACAUGGCCCAACCGUGCGCCAGAAGGACCCUGGGACCGGAUAG